Perca flavescens (yellow perch) is the source of this 1305-nucleotide messenger RNA. RefSeq names its product proteasome 20S subunit beta 12 (gene psmb12). Gene Ontology annotation, molecular function: threonine-type endopeptidase activity. NCBI's taxonomy places the organism in Eukaryota, Metazoa, Chordata, Actinopteri, Perciformes, Percidae. Bases 249 to 902 code for a protein of 217 amino acids. Gene Ontology annotation, cellular component: proteasome core complex; cytoplasm. The record is from RefSeq and is a predicted model, not a curated record. The transcript is spliced from 6 exons.
GAUCCCGGUGAAAGCUCAGUGUAACCGACAGUUUAAUUUGAUUGAUUUUUUUUCAUUAUUGAUACAGUCUGCUAUUGUGAAAACAUACAAAAAAGCUCAUACCUUGACGUGUUGUCGAAAUUAAACCCAGGUGCAGGAGUUUCGAAGACAUUUGAUAGCGCCAUACUGGGUCUGACUGCGACUUCUCUGCGCGUCUCAAUGCGCCUGAGCGUCGCCUCUCCUUCUUCUCUUUCGGUUUUGGAGUGAAAAUGGAGAAACGCUGCACGGACUCACAAGUCAAAGGAGUCAGCACAGGGACCACCAUCCUGGCUGCUACUUUUGAUGGAGGGGUCGUGAUUGGGUCAGAUUCCAGGGCUUCCAUUGGAGGGGAAUAUGUAUCAUCGAAGACAAUCAACAAGGUGAUUCAGGUUCAUGACCGGAUCUUCAGCUGCAUUGCUGGCUCACUCGCAGAUGCUCAGGCCGUCACCAAGGCUGCAAAGUUCCACCUGUCCUUCCACAGUGUCCAGAUGGAGACCCCUCCGCUGGUGAUAGCAGCAGCCUCGGUGCUAAAAGAACUGUGUUACAAAAACAAAGACGAGCUGCAGGCCGGCUUCAUCACAGCAGGUUGGGACAGGAAGAAUGGACCACAGGUGUACGUCGUGUCUCUAGGCGGGAUGUUAAUCAGUCAGCCAGUGACCAUCGGUGGCUCAGGCAGCACUUACAUCUACGGCUAUGUUGACGCCAAAUACAAACCCAACAUGAGCAAAGAGGAAUGCCUACAGUUUGCAACUAAUGCUCUUGCUCUGGCCAUGGGCAGAGACAACGUCAGCGGGGGCGUGGCUCACCUGGUGGUGGUCACGGAGAGCGGGGUGGAGCAUGUGGUUGUUCCUGGUGACAAGCUGCCUAAGUUCCAUGAUGAAUAAAAUAAAAUUUGGAUUUAAAAAAAAAAGUAAUUCUUUGAAAUCCUUGAAGUACAAUUUAAUCACUAAUUUGCUUUGUAUAGGACUGGGGUGUUACAGAAUAUACAAACGCACGCCUAAAGGACAAGUCAGACACAUGAAAGAUGAGUUAGUUGCCUGCUAAUGGGAAACUUGUGAAUGUGGAAAUAGUUGUGUAAAAACUUUUGCAUCUUAGAUGCAGACUAGGUUAUACAAAAUCUAUACCAAACUACAAAACUACUAUUACAGCUUUUAAUAGAUAAAUAUUUCCAUUAUAAGAUUCGCUCUGCUUUGUUCUGGGUCCAAAUGACGUUUUGUGUGUUUUUUUUAAAUGUUUUUUUGAAACGGCAAAAUAUGUGAAAUAAAAAUUUAAAAUUCUAAAACCUCA